CCCGCCUGACUUCCCGGCAGUCGCGCGAGGCCGUGCUCACCUGCCUGCUCUGCGUGCUCAACCUGCGCAAAAAGGUGGACGACGACUGAGGAGCCACGCUCUGGAGACGGAGAAGCGGGUCACCCAAGAAGAGGGCGCCGUUCAGGACUCGGCCUCCCGCAACUGAGCCUCACUGCCAGCCUUGCAAGUAGGUAGCACUGGCCACAACAUCUGUCACCUGGAGCGCCCUUGGACGGGAGAGAGGAGGCGGUCACUCUGCAGAAGGCUCUUCUCAGGCAGGAGGGACUGAACUUCUCCGGAGAAGAAAGCAUUCUGCCCGCCCAAGGAAGAGGGGAGACCGGGGAGUAUUCUGCAGCUGCAAGGCUCUGGGGAGAUUUCAUUUCUGAUCUCAUCUCUCAAGGUCCACCCCCAGGCAAGCUCUGCCAGCUUCAAGGCGCUUAGAAUGAUUUUCUCCUCCUGGCUUUGAAGCCAAGACCAAACUCCCACCCUCAAUCCUGCUCUUGCUGCCUUUUGUUUUCUGCCUAUACUUUCCGGCAAGCUGUUGCCCAGAGGCCUGGAAUGGUGGCAGUUCUUCUGUUCGGAAACCAAGGGGGAUUGGAAGCCCGCUUCCUUAGGACAUCUCACAACAAGCAUCAUAUCCGAGAAGGCUCCUAAGCAAGGCCUUUCGAGAAGUCGCACCGGACAGGAUCUGUGGGGCAAACUCCAUGCAUGUUUGUGGGGGCGCAAAACUGGCUGAACUGAAACCUCAUCUCUGAGAACUUGGCCCUGCAUUUUAUCAUCUGCUGCUAAAGUUCUUUUCUCUUCUGCUGCUUACAGCCGAGCCGUGCAGAUUGUCAAGACUUGUGUGACCCCCACAGUCUCCUGUGGACCCUGCAGGGCCAAUGCUAGGAGAACAAUGUCCGGCAGCACAGCAAGGAAAGUCCAGCCAUUCACAAUUAGCACCAAACUUUCCCUGCCAAAGUGCUCCCUGGACUUCCCAGGGGAUGGUUCCCCCAGUAUGCCUAUAAGCGCACUGGAUAACCGGGACUUGCACCCAAACCUCAAUGAACGCAUGUCACUAUAUUUGGCGCAUGCUUCUCCAGUGUCCCCUGGGGGUAGAUGUGACAGCCCCAGCCCUGUUGAAGAGAUGGACAUCACUGAAGAUGGUCUCAACCGCAAUUCACUGUCCCGCUCCAUCAAGAAGAUCACCCUGUCCAAUUGGCACAGAGUACCUGGUCCAGGUGAGGCAGGAAUGAAUCGAGGACCUUUCCACAACCCCUCUGAGAGGAACUGCAACAACAACAACUCCAGAACAGGAAAGGCACAAUUCAAGGUCUUCCUCAAAAAAGAAGUAAGAAUUGGGGAAGAAAAGCAAGAAGCAAGUAAGCCCCAGGCUGGUUGCCAUGCUUCAGUGGGCAGAGUGGCUCCUGGUCACAUGAUUGCAGGUUGUGCUGCUCCAGUUCACUGGAAGGAGGGUAGCAAGAACACACAAGCCAAUGUCUUUAUGGACCUGAAACCUGGCAUCCAGAGCAACAGAGGACCAGCAGACCUCCACAAGCAGAGCCCUUUCAAAGCUCAGUUCAACUGUGACAUUGUGCAGGCUGAGAAGUGGGUGCAAGGAAAACUCCGAGACCUGAAGGAUGGUUGCAGCAUUCCAGAAUGGGAGCGGGUAGCUCAAACCUUACAGAGAGACAUGAAGGACUUUGAGAACGCCAUGAUCAAAUUGAACCAGAUGGGUGAGGAACUCCUGGUCCAGCCGAACCCUGACGCAGAGAUAGCCAGACGCCUGCAGACCCUGCGAGAACAAUGGCAACUAUUGAAACAGGCAGCAGCAAAGCAGAGCAAAGCAGUGGGUGGACUCAGGAGUCUACAAGAGUUCAACCAAAAAGCAGAGCAACUAGAGGCUUGGAUCAGGCGGAAGGAAGAGAAACCAUUGAUAGACACCCUGCUACAAGAAAAUGCAGACAAGAUUCAGCUUACCCGGCGCAUCCUUGACUUAAAACAGGAAGAGCAGCAAUUCCAGGUUCUUCUGGAGGAAAUGAACAGCCUGGCUCACAAGCUUGAGAAGCAGGGGAAGAGUGAAAGUAGAAGCAUCACGACUCGGCGAAAGCACCUCAAUAAAAUGUGGCUGCAGCUCCAGGGGACACUGAAGGAACAUCACGAGACCCUGCAGCUGGCUCUGGAGGCAGCUGCUUUCCUCCAGCAAGCUGAUGUUCUACUUGGGGCCAUCCACGCAAAGUGGCGGUGUCUCAGUAGAGUGGAGAAACAGAGGGAACAUGAGCCCAGCCCGGAUGUAGAUGUCAGGGAUCUUGCCAGCCAGGUUAUGAUGCUGGAUGUGAGUGUGUCCCAGCUCACAAGCCUCCAUCCCAGCUUGGUGGCACGACUCUCUCUCAAGCACCAAGAUGUCAAGGAGAGCUGGACCCAGCUCCAGCAGCUGCUGAGGAAUGAAAAGCCCCCACUGCUGGCUUUGACAAGAAGAAUGAGGAAUUCCCCAAGUCCUGAUCAGGCACUGACUACCACUACAAGCAAUGCAGGGAGAGAGAUGGGAGAAAACCCAGCAUGGGGGGCGCAGAAGGACAUCCCGGAAAGUACGGCAGAGCAUAUGAGGGCCCAGGGGGGCAAUUCAAGCUCACCAGGAAGGGAGGCCAUCUCCAGCAACGGCAGGAGGAGGAGGAGGCUUCUGCGGCAAGCAAAUACUUUGAAGGAUCCACUCCAGCCAGAGGUCCAGCGUCGGGACUUGGGCCAGGUUGCUGGUGGGGAACUACAGCAGUUGCUGCGUGCUGACCACAGGUGGAGUCCCCAAAUGGAGGAUGCUCUGGAAGAGCUGGAGGACCUCUGGGCAGAGUUAAAAAGAAGGCACCAAGAGAAUGGUGCAGCCCUCAGGGAGAUUGACACAGCUCUGCGCCUGGUUGGGGAGCUAGAAGAGGCUGAGUGCUGGCUUGGAUCAGUGGUGGGGUUGCUUUCUGAGCCAAGAGCAACAAAGAGCCUUGAUGACCUCCGUAGGGACCUGCAGAAGAUUGGCACCCUGGAAAACCAGACUGGGGCCUGGAGGAUCAAGCUUCGGCAACUGCAGGAAGAAAUGCGAAUGGAGCCAUGCACAGAACACACCACAAGCACCAUGAUUCAGAGAAAGAUGGAACGAGUGAAGGAGAAGCUGGUGAGUGUGCAGGAGGCCCUCCAGCGCCGAGCAUCAGACAUGCGUGAUUCCCUGAUUUUAACAGAGUUUUUGCAGGAUGUGGAGCUGGAAGAGAUGCUUAGUCAGAGGAACCUGAAGCAGACAGUAUCUAAGCAGCUUGGUUCGGAAGCGCCCUUGCAUCUCCUCACUGCACCAAGUGCUCAACAGCUGCGCGAUGAGGACAUCAGCAGGCCACUGGAGGAACUGCAGGAAGCAGUGCAGAUGCUGAAUGAUGUAGCAAAGGAACGGGAGCGGGCCAUGGAGGCAGAGACUAAGUUGGAGACUUUGACGGGUGUUGUGCAGGCCUUGAGAGAGGGAAAGGAAAGCAAGCUGGCCUGGGUCACCUCCCGGAUGGACGCUUUGAGGGACAAGGCGGAGACCCUGGCUCAGGACAUCCUCCAGGCAGAGAGGAGCUUUGCCACAGUGAAGAGCGAGCAGGAUCUGCUGGAGAUGCAGGGUCUGCUGGAACGGCAGAAGGAGGUGGAGCACGAUAUGGCUGAGCUGGAAGGGGAUAUGGAAGAGUUGGAGAGAACAGCUACUCAGCUGAAGGAACACUACCCAGUUCAAAUUUCUGAUGAGCCCAGGAGGAUUCUUGAAAGACUAGAGGCUUGGAAGGACCUGCAAAGGCUGGUGCUGAAAAAUGCAGUCCUGGGGCAGCAGACAGUUCGCUUGCAGCAGUUUUUUCAAGACUAUUUGGCCAUGAUCUCCUGGACAGAGGAUACUCGGGCAAAGAUCUUCUCAGAGAGUUUCAGCUCCCAUGGUCUAUCAGAGGCCCAGUGGGGAGAGCUGGAAAAUAACAUAGAGACUAAGCUCAAGGAGUUUGAGGAGCUGGCAGCAACAGGAUGGGAGUUGGUAGCUGAAGGGCACAACUUGAGUGAGACGAUAAAGGAACGAAUGGAGGAGCUGCAGAGCAUGCUGGGAUGGGUGAUGGUACGGUGGCGAGCACAGAGUUCCCAGAAGGAUGCUGGCAGCGAGGAUAAUGGCAGGGGGUCCAACAGAAGCACCACGAACUUGCCCAAGAACUGCCAUAUGCAAGUAGCUCCUGAAACUGGUGUGUCAAAGAAAGAUGGUAUCCUGAGUGCCAGUUUGUCUGAAGGGCAUCCUGUUGCUCUAGGCUCCCUCCAGAAUGGUUUGGCAACAGAGCAAGAGAGUGGAUCGGUCUCUACUGCAAUCCUGUCUACCCUCGAUGUUCUCCCAAAACAGAAGUGGCGCCUGGAAGAAUCGGAAAACCGUGUGCCCUUUGAGAUGGACAUGCCCAAGGAGACUCUAGUGCUUGAACCCUCAGAGACCCCAGUGCUGUUGGUGCCACAGCCAGGCCCAAGCAGCCUGGGUGGCACCGUGAACUUGAUCUUGAGCCUUGGGAAGAAAGCGGGGAGAGAGGUUCUGGGGAGCCAGGUGGGAGCAUCACCAGCAAUGGGACAGGAGGCUGUGCACAAGUACCCUGAAACUAAAUCCUCAGCCUGUAAAACUUUCUGGAAGCGUUGCCAGGGGCUUCUAGGAAAUACUUUGGGUAGUUUAAAGAGAAAGAAAAGGCCACCCCACCGGGCCAAAGAGGUGAGCACCUAUUUGCAUGUGACGGAGAAGGAUGGAGAUAGAGAUGGCGGGAUGUCCCAUGAAAGCUCGACAGCCAGGCAGCAACACGCACCUAAGCAGCAUCUGCUCAGAGCUGCCUCUUCCACACAUCCCAGUACUGGGUGGGGCCCCUCAGCCUUUCAUACUUUGCCCAAGGUCAGCUCUGGCUGCUUCUUGCAGAGCCUGGCUAGAAAAGGUAAAGCGAAGGCAGGAGAUGCCGAGCUGCUCACCUUGCAAGGGAUCUUGGGACCCGAGCCAAAUGCCCUGCAGAUGGUAUCAGAAGAAAAGCCCAGCACUAGCAGCACCUGGCCUCCGAAGUGCAGCAGGUGGGCACAGCGGCUGCAGGCCCUGAGCCCACCCCACAGAGAGCCUGCGGACUACAUGAAGAACCCUUUGGCAGGGGCUAUCGAUGCCGAAUGUGGCUCAGCAGAAGCAUCAGGACAGCAAGUGUUUCCAAGGCAGAGUGGGGGUCUCAGCAGUCCCCAGUCACCCCCAGAGAAGGUCCAUACAUGCCAGCAUCUUCCUCUGGGUUCUGUCCUGAGCCUGGAGCUCCCCAAGGACCCCACUGCCUUAAAGAAUGUGCAUGACGCCAUCAGGGUAGCAAGUGAUGGGGUGACAGGAAGGAAGGGACAAAGCCAGGCCUUUCACGUGGCUCAGGAGAAUGCUGGUGGGGCCAAAGCACAGGCGAAUGUGCAGAGGAGGGCCCCAGGAGGGCAGCUAGCCAUGCACCAAAGGCCCAUCCAGGCAGGGGACAGCCAGCAUGCACAUCCCAAGAAUAAGGAAGGCACAUGGUUUGAAGAGGUGAGCCUCAAUCCAGGCUACAACAGGCAGAAGGCUCACUUCGUUGCUCCUUGUGAAGAGGAUGGGCAGAGCACCAAGAGGCAGAGCAGUUCCAGCGAUGACUUUCAGGAUUUCAAGCAGAACCGGUUAUCCCGUAUCAGCGUACUGCAUGAGCAGAUAGGCUGGGAGUGGGACAAACUCGCUGCCUCGCUGGGGACCACUGGCAGCACUAGCGAGGUGCAGGCAAGAGAUCCAGGUGCCAGGGAGGCUGCUUGGGUGAAGCUGAAACCCUCCCCGGUGAAACAUUCAGGUGGUGGUGGCGGCACUUCCCCCACUGCUCGGGCAAAGGACCUGCCAAUGAGCAAGACACCUGAGGAGGAAGGUCCCCCUUCCUCACUGCCCCCGGGAUUCAAAUCUCCCACCAAGCUGUCUGUGCUUGAAUGUGCACGAGGCCAGCAGGAAAGCAUCCCAGGGUCCUCAGGGCUGGGCCCUCUCAUCCUGGCUGCAGGAGGGAAUGUGGCCGGAGGACCAAAGUUUCAGGACAUGGCAGAGGUUUGCCAUCCUGCCCAUGAGUUGUUUGAAGAAGAGGAAGAGGAGCUGCAGGCCAUAUGGAGCAAUGUGGAGAAGCACAAGAGGAACACAGGUGUCUGUGGUGCUCCAGCGAAGAAAGUGGACAAGGUACAAAGCCCAGACAACUCUGGGGGAAAACUCAUCCUGACAUCAGCAGAUAAUUUGUUGGUGGCCAAGUUCAAGCUUCCUUCCUCUGCCCUAUUGCUGCAAAGCUCAGAAGGAGAAAGUAGGACCAGCAGUGGACUGGACAGGAAGAGCAGUCCAAAUCGUUGCUGGGCAUCUAUAACUUCAUGUGAGGAAGCUUCCAAGGGGGCAGGGCCCUCUCCCAUGGUGCCCCUGCAAAGCAGCUGUCCAGUCGACCAGCAAAAGCUCCAAGAGGAGAGCAGAAGUCUUGGCAAGAUUCCUCCCAGUAAACUUGAGCUGCAGAUGAUGGAAGGAUCCCUGGAAAGGAAGCAUCUGCUACAGCCAGGAGGCAGAAAGGCAAACUGUCGUUCCUGGAAUACAUUCCAUACAGUGCUGAUGAGGCAAACUUUGUGUUUCUACCAGGACAAGAAAGACACUCUAAAGAGCUCUGUGAUGGCCUUGCCACUGAACCUGUCUGGAGCUGUUUGCACCCUAGAAACAGAGUAUACCAAAAAGAACAACUGUUUCACACUACAAUUAAAGGAUGGCUCCAAGUACCUCCUUCGAGCUCCCACCGAGUCACUCAUGAAAGAGUGGAUUACCAAAUUGCAGCAGAACUCUGGUUUAACUGAAGUGGAUUAUUUCCAGUCAGCUUCCCAGACAGGCCAAGGGAUGACCUCUGCAGUUAGUGUAAUCUCUGGCCAUGGAGUUUCCUCCCACUUCCUGGGUCUUAAUCAGAGCCUUUCAGCCAAGACCCAGGAGGCCCUGCAUCUCCCCAGGUCCAGUGUCAGGCUGCAGUUGCCUUACAGGACUCCGGAUGACCCACCGGAUACAACAACAGCAGCACCAACAGGAAGCAGUCACGGAUCCGCUGCUGUUCAUACCACAGAGCACGGUCUGAGGCCCUGCUCGCCGGCAGAGUCUACAAGGUCACAAGACUCUUACAUCUGCCAGGAAGAGGACGGCGGGCUGGUGACAAACAAGAGGCGAUCAUAUUCCUUCACAUCAGCUACAUACCAGAAGAUCACACCUUUGUCCGUGUCCAAAGAAAACCCGGGGGUUGGCAGCAGCUACUCGGUCACACUGUACAUUGGAGAGCAAGCACCUGCUCCCCCCCGACCUCGAUGCCAUUCUUUUAUAGCCUCCCCCAGUGGGGCCUGCGAAGCGUUAGGUGAGAGAAGCCAAGGUGCCUCACCUCGCCAGAAGAACAAGUCCGUCUUCAGAAAGUUCUUUGGGAAGAAAGACUGAGACACCUGAUUGUUCCCUUUAAACCAGCACUGAAUCUUCCUUUGACUGAGCCUGAUGGCUACUAAUGAGCUCUGUUACAUUUCACCAGCUCUUAAAGUUCGCCCUCUGCAUAAAGGGCGGGAUGAGCAAGGAGCCAGAGGUCGGCUGUGCUCAGUGAACCAACCUCUUCAGCCUCAGCGCUGUGCUUCACCUGCUCAACCCUCCUAGGGCAGCCAUCCACGGCGCACCAGCUGAGUGGGCCAGAAGAGGCAAAGGAAAACCCAUUCUUACUGUGGCAGAGUGGUAUAUGCCAACAUCAUUUGGGCCUUUCUCUGUGUCGUUAGAGCACGGGCUUGCUUGGACGUGGAAGCCAGCAGAGGAAAUCAGGCCAAUACAUUCCCAGGCACAUAUGUAUUAAUACUGUAUUUGUAUUCAAAGCAGAAUGGAUGGGGUGUCAUGUUUGCUUCACUGCCUUCUUAACAUGUUUUCAUGAUACAUGAUGGGAUCAAAGAAGAAAAGGUUUCCUUAGGCAUUUAUCCAGGUAUGGGGCCAGCCAAUUUAUAUUUUACUUGAUCUUGUUCUUCUGCCUUUAAUAGACCUGCCCAUUUUGCAUAUAUUAAGAAGUAAUAAUGCUUCUCUUAAUGCUGAGAAAAGUUUCCUCUCCUGCUUUCUGCAGGUAGAGCUGCCGAAUGAACACAAAUGCAUAAGCCAGUUUUUUUCUGGUCUGCUGGCAAACCUAUUCAGACCCAGGGCCUGAACUAAAAGCCUAAGGAAAUAUUCCUUGAGUAAUCUGUACAGUACUGAUUUUGGUUUAGCAUCUACCGGAACCAAGCUGGUGGCAAGGUGGCAGAGGUUCUAGGAAGGAAUGCUUUUAGAAAUCCUGAAAAAUAAUCUGUGUACUAAACCUUUUACUGCUCAAGAAUAC
Messenger RNA from Varanus komodoensis (Komodo dragon), 8351 nucleotides. RefSeq lists its product as uncharacterized. The coding region runs from base 896 to 7447 and encodes 2183 amino acids. Gene Ontology annotation, cellular component: Z disc; cell projection; plasma membrane. The transcript is spliced from 32 exons. The record is from RefSeq and is a predicted model, not a curated record. Gene Ontology annotation, biological process: muscle cell development; actin cytoskeleton organization. Gene Ontology annotation, molecular function: phospholipid binding; actin filament binding. NCBI's taxonomy places the organism in Eukaryota, Metazoa, Chordata, Lepidosauria, Squamata, Varanidae.